AGAAAUUGAAGGAUAUAUAAAGCCUAUUUAUAAUAAUUAAUCGAUUAAUUAUUAUAAUUUAAUUGAAUGGGUGUCUUGAAAGAAAAUAAAUUCAGACGAACAAAUAAAAAUAGUUUAGGUUAAAUCAGAAAUAAAGUUAGAUAUUUUCGAAUUGAUUUACAAAAUCUCUCUUUAGGAUAAUAUAGAUUAUUAAGAAGAAUGUUCAAAGAUCAAAACAUUCUUUAAGAAAUAUAAAGAAAGAAAAAAACAAUCAAAAAGCCAAUAUGUGAUAAUAAUGCUAUUCAUAUUCUAAAAAAUAUUAUUCCAUUUUGUAUUAGAUAAUUUGAAUGCUAUCUAAAGACUGAAGAACCAAAACGAUAAAAUAUUAUAGAUUUGAUAGAAAAUGUUAGAAAUUCUAAAUCAAAUGCUAAUUAGAAUCAGAAAAAAAUAUAAAAGCUUGAAAUAAAAGAAUUGAAAGAAUUUAUUCAAAAUUAAGAAUUUGUAUAGAAGUUUUCAGCGUUUUUAAGAAGUCAACAUUACGAGGAGAAAUAUAUAGAUUAGAAUAAAAGAAUAAAAGAAGAAAGAAAGUAAAGUUACAAAAUUGCAUCUAAAAUGGUUUUAGAAGAAUUAAAUAAUCCUGCAAGAUAGAAAUUUUAGAGGUUUAUUUCCAAAAAAAAUAAUUUAGAGAAAUUAUUUUUCACUGAAGAACAAUACCUUGACUAACAAAAGGAACAUGAUUUUUAAAUCGAAAGCGAAUUUAUUGCCAUCAGAAAAGACAAUAUCGAUAAUUACUUUAACUUUUUUGAAGAGAAGUAAGUAUUUGUUGAAUCUGAUUGAUAUUUACUAAC
Molecule: messenger RNA, 827 nt
Organism: Paramecium sonneborni
Lineage: Eukaryota; Ciliophora; Oligohymenophorea; Peniculida; Parameciidae
Source: the annotation of a GenBank genome assembly